AUGGAUUCGUAUGGCCAUUAUCCUUUUCUGCUGUUUCUAGUUUCCUGCCAAAUUACUUGGCACCAUCAUAAACAUACAACACACCUAUAUAACUUGCUUUUAGCAAAUAAAUGGCAGACUAUUCCUGCUCUAAGCCGGAAAAAAAUUGCGCCUUGGGAACUCGUUCGAUGUGCAGACACUAACAGCUGCAGCACAUCGGCGAUUAAUGAAAAGGGUCAGUUUGUUGUGUACUCUGCUGAUCGGGAACGAUUUUCACUUCCUUUGGAGUAUCUCAACAAUGAAAUUAUCAGAGAGCUGUUCGACAUGGCAGAAGAAGAAUUUGGAUUGCCAACCAAAGGGCCUCUUAGUUUGCCAUGUGUUGCCGAGUUCAUGAGAUACAUCAUUUCGUUAAUCAAACGGCAGGUUACAAGAGAUGUACAAAAAGCAUGA
Molecule: messenger RNA, 429 nt
Organism: Mercurialis annua (annual mercury)
Lineage: Eukaryota; Viridiplantae; Streptophyta; Magnoliopsida; Malpighiales; Euphorbiaceae
Product: auxin-responsive protein SAUR68-like
Exons: 1
Coding region: 1-429 (142 amino acids)
Biological process (GO): response to auxin
Source: RefSeq, a predicted model, not a curated record